AGUGGGCGUGGCGGCGCUGCCCAGGUGAGCCACUGCUUCUGCCCAGACACGGUCGCCUCCACAUCCAGGUCUUUGUGCUCCUCGCUUGCCUAUUCUUUUUCCAAGUGCUUUCCAGGACAACUGCGACUCCAGGACCACAAUGGAUGCCCUGCAACUGGCCAAUUCGGCUUUUGCUGUUGACAUGUUCAAAGAACUAUGUGAAAAGGAGCCAGUGGGCAACGUCCUCUUCUCUCCAAUCUGUCUCUCUACCUCUCUGUCACUUGCUCAAGUGGGUGCUAAAGGUGACACUGCAAAUGAAAUUGGAAAGGUUCUUCAUUUUGAAAAUGUCAAAGAUGUGCCCUUUGGAUUUCAAACAGUAACAUCGGAUGUAAACAAACUUAGUUCCUUUUACUCACUGAAACUAAUCAAGCGGCUCUACGUAGACAAAUCUCUGAAUCUUUCUACAGAGUUCAUCAGCUCUACAAAGAGACCCUAUGCCAAGGAAUUGGAAACUGUUGACUUCAAAGAUAAAUUGGAAGAAACGAAAGGUCAGAUCAACAACUCAAUUAAGGAUCUCACAGACGGCCACUUUGAGAACAUUUUAGCUGACAAUAGUGCGAACGACCAGACCAAAAUCCUUGUGGUGAAUGCCGCCUACUUUGUUGGAAAGUGGAUGAAGAAAUUUCCUGAAUCAGAAACCAAAGAAUGUCCCUUCAGAGUCAACAAGACUGACACCAAACCAGUGCAGAUGAUGAACACGGAGGCCACGUUCUGUAUGGGAAACAUUGACAGUAUCAAUUGUAAGAUCAUAGAGCUUCCUUUUCAAAAUAAACACCUCAGCAUGUUCAUCCUGCUACCCAAGGAUGUGGAGGACGAGUCCACGGGCUUGGAGGAGAUCGAAAAACAACUGAACUCAGAGUCGCUGGCACAGUGGACUAAUCCCAGCACCAUGGCCAACGCCAAAGUCAAACUCUCCAUACCCAAGUUUAAGGUGGAAAAGAUAAUUGAUCCCAGGGCUAGUCUGGAAAAUCUAGGGCUGAAACAUGUCUUCAGUGAAGACACAUCUGAUUUCUCUGGAAUGUCAGAGACCAAGGGAGUGGCUUUAUCAAAUGUUAUCCACAAAGUGUGCUUAGAAAUAACCGAAGAUGGCGGGGAUUCCAUAGAGGUGCCGGGAGCCCGGAUCCUGCAGCACAAGGAUGAAUUCAAUGCUGACCAUCCCUUUAUUUACAUCAUCAGGCACAACAAAACUCGAAACAUCAUUUUCUUUGGCAAAUUCUGUUCUCCUUAAGUGGCAUAACCCAUGUUAAGUCCCCCUGACCUUUCUGUGGAUGCCAAUUUCUGUAAUCUCUGCAUCCAGAGAGUCCUUUUCUAGAUACAAUAAAUUGCUACUGUUGCUGGAUUAGGAAGCUGCCAGUACUUGUCAUAUGUAGCCUCCACACAGAUAGACCUUUCUUUUCCACUUCUAUCUUUUGUUUCCUUUUUUUUCCCCAUUAAAGACAAUGAUACAUGCUGUUAAAGGAAAGGAAUCACCUUAGAGGAAAAAUAUUUCCUCAUUAUUUGUCAAAUUGUCCAGGUAGUUGGCAGAAAUACAAUCUUCCACAAAGAAAGUUCCUGUGAGGAAGAUCCGGGACUCUUCUUCCCAGCACAAUGCCUUUCUUCUUUGGGAUAGAGAAUAUUUCAGACAUUCUCACUUCCCUGAAAGACCAAAGAAACUGUGGUGCAUGGGACCAUGAAACCGCCCUGGUUCCAGUGAAACUUGAGCUCAUGCUCAGGUUACUAUAGCUCCAGAAGUCCUGAUGUUCGGCUCUGGCAGGCAGGUGUUUAUUCAAAUUCUGAAUUUUGGGGAUUUUAAAAAGAUAAUAUUGUACACACACUGUAUGUUAUGAAACUUCAUUGAUGGGAUCUGGGGCAGCACCCUAUAAAUCCACACCUUAAUAUACUGCAACAAAAUGUAGGAUAUUCAGACAAAAUAGAGAAAUCAAGACUAAGUAGCCCAUACAGGGUCAAAUUUUGCUGCCAAAUGAGUAUGUCUCCAACUUGCAAAAACACUUUGUUCGCAGAACUUCUCAGAUUCUGGAAUAUUGGGUAAGGAAUUAUAGACCUCUAGUAGCUGAAAUGCAAGACCCCAAGGCAAAGUUCAGAUCUUAUUAAAAAUUCACUUUCAUUUUUGAUAGCUGUCCCACCUGGUCAUUUGGUUGGCACUAGACUGGUGGCAGGUUCAUGGAUUACUUCUCUACAAAAAAUAUGUAUUUACUGAAGAUUUUGUGGCAUUUCUUCUCCCAUCUCUUCCUUGCCAUUCAUUGUAAAUAGAUUUUUCUUGUUCUGAGGUUCAAUAUUGAAUUUCUCCUAUGCUAUUGACAAUAAAAUAUUAUUGAAUUACA
This is a messenger RNA of Saimiri boliviensis boliviensis (Bolivian squirrel monkey), 2360 nucleotides long. RefSeq names its product serpin family B member 5 (gene SERPINB5). The record is from RefSeq and is a predicted model, not a curated record. Gene Ontology annotation, molecular function: serine-type endopeptidase inhibitor activity. Gene Ontology annotation, biological process: negative regulation of endopeptidase activity. NCBI's taxonomy places the organism in Eukaryota, Metazoa, Chordata, Mammalia, Primates, Cebidae.